UAAUGAGGAAACAAAAGUCUAUAAAUAAUUAUUAAUCACAUGAACAUCAAUUUCAGCGAUAAUUCUAAAGUUUCUAUUAGAAAUAUAAAGCCAGGAACAAUGGGUCAGGAUCUGAUCAAUUUCUUUAGCAUUCACGAUUUAUCUGUUGUUUAUGCUACCAUAAAAGCUUGCCACCGGAAUCCUUUGAAUGUUUCAAGCAAUGUAUUGUUUGAAACUGAAGAUGAUGCCACAAAAGCAUGAAAUACUUUGAAUGGAGCAGACUUUAAAGGACAGAGGAUUUAUAUUCAAAAAAUUAACUGAAAUCACGUCAAGACUGUACAAUCUGAUGUUUACGUCAAAAACCUUGAUUAUUCAGUCACUCAACAAGAUUUACUUGAAAAAUUCGGCAAAUUUGGGGAAGUGUUGUCAGCCAAGCUGGAAAAUUUUCCAAAUGGUACCUCGAAGUGAUGUGGAUAUGUUAAAUUCAAUACUUCAGAAGAAGCAGAUAUUGCAAUCAAGAUCUUAAAUCAAUCUCCUUGGAAACAGAAAAUAAUUACUGUUAGUAGUCAUGGUAGAAAGCAAAAGAGAUUCGAAAAGAGAAAUAUCUGCAUUAAAAAUCUUCCAUCACAUUUUACUGAAAGUCAUUUGGCCGAUAUAUUUGAGCUACAUGGAGAUAUUGACACAAUCACUAUUCAGCUUAUUGAUGAUGUGAAGCAAGCAACCAUUAGUUUUCUUGAUGAAAAAGAAGCAAUGGAUGCAUUUACAUCUUUAAAAGGAACAAUACCACUCGGAUUUACUAAGCCUUUAAUUAUGAAUAUGACUAGAUCAAAGCACUGAUCUUUUGAAAAGGAGAAAACUUCAAUCAUAAAGAAAGCUAAAGCAAUUUUGCCAGGCAUCGACUAUCCUUUAAGCAUGCCUAUGAUGCAGCCUAUCGAAACUGAUGCAUCAAGGUAUCACAAAGUGGAACAAAAGAGUAGGGGAAAGAUAUUUUUAAAUAAGUACCAUUACAGAAAUAAGUCAAAAUCAAAGUAUCAAUUCAGAAUACCAGAUAUGGAAUCUAUGAUCAUUCCUCCGAUGUUAAUGACUCCAAUGAGCAAACAAAACAGAUUAAUUUCCUCAAGAAACUCAUAUUCAAUGUAUCCUCAACAGAUGUAUCUUCCACGGAUGUAUCCUCCACCGAUGCAUUCUCCACAGAUGUAUCCUCCUCAGACUCGUCCUCAACCAAUUUAUCCUCCACCUAUGUGAUCUCUACCUAUGUGCCCUCCUCCAAUGCCACCUUCACAGAUGCCAGUUCCAUCAAUAAGCUCCACACCAUCAAAAAGUCCAUCUAUGAAUACUAUGGCAAUGAAUAUGCCUUCUGCACUCACUCCAAAUUCUCAGACUCCUCAACAAAUGAACACUCAACCAUCCAAGCCUUCAAUACCACCACCUCAGGUUCCUUAUUUACCUUCAGAGUCAGAACUCUGUGGCCUCUCAGUAGAAGAGAAGAAAAUUUAAUCGGUGAUAAGAUUUAUCCCUUCACUCCUCUUCCAUGUCUUCAUACCUGAGUUUUACCCUGAAGAAGCUGGGCAUAUAGUUGGGAUUAUCAUUGACUUAGAUCUCAGUCAUAGUUUCUGAGAACUCCAGUCAAAAGGAAUUUGAUGAAGCUAGCUCGAGAAGGUUACGAACUCCUGGAGUCAGAAGUAUCAUAACUGUAUUGUCUUUUAUUGACUUGUUGAAAUUCAAUUUUUCAUUGC
This is a messenger RNA of Moneuplotes crassus, 1715 nucleotides long. NCBI's taxonomy places the organism in Eukaryota, Ciliophora, Spirotrichea, Euplotida, Euplotidae. The record is from the annotation of a GenBank genome assembly.